ACAACUUUUUUUGAAAAUAAUCAAUAGAUAAAUAAUUAAAUAUUAUUAACUAAAAUGAAAACAGAAACAGAAAUAGUGUGUAUACAUAGUUCGACGGAGACACAAACAUCCACAGUGGUUAAAAAUAGAGACACAGUUGUGCAAGAAAUUCUUCACAAUAAUGUUCCUACUGAUACGUUAAUAAGAUGUGGGAACCAAAAACCAACAAUUCCAGGCAUAUCAGAAAUUACAGAUCACUUACUGCUAAGUUCAGCAGCAGUAUUACGACCUGAUAUACUGUCACGAUUGGGCGUCAAUUGCGUUAUAAACGCUACCAGUGAACUUCCAGACACUCCAUUACCUGAAUGUGAUCCACCAGUAAUAUAUUUAAGGGUGCCAGUUUUAGAUCGUAAUGAAACAGAUUUAACGCCAUAUUUCGAACUUGUUGCAGAUACAAUAGACCAAGUCCGACAAUCAAAUGGUGUAACACUUGUACACUGUGUAGCUGGUAUUAGCCGAUCAGCAUCACUAUGCCUUGCGUAUUUAAUGAAAUAUAAUGGAAUGACGUUACGCAAUGCAUACAGAUUAGUAAAAUCAAUACGACCGCAGAUCAAACCGAAUUCUGGUUUUAUGCGACAAUUAAUUACAUAUGAAUUCCAAUUAUAUCAUGAAAAUAGUGUACAUUUUGUGUAUAAUGAAGUAACUAAAACACAAAUACCUGAUUUAUAUGAAACAGAUUAUGAACAAAUGUUACUGUUUCAGAGAAAAUAUAAAAAUGCUUGUUUUAUUGGAAGACAUUAACAAAAGGAAAAAAAAGAAAGUAUUAACUAAACAAUGUACCUAAAUAUUCAAAUAAUAUGUUGUAUAGGCACUUCCAAAAAAAAUUUUUUACUCGUUUUUUUUGUCUUAAAAGUUAGUUAAAGUACAAAAAAUGUCAUCUAAGCUAUCGAAAUCUUUUGCAAGGUAAUAUAACCAUCUUUUAUGAAUGGUUUUUUUUUUUUUGAAUCCAAAGAGUUUAUAUACAUAAAGAACGCGAGGGAUCUGCUAGCCU
Chrysoperla carnea is the source of this 1030-nucleotide messenger RNA. RefSeq names its product dual specificity protein phosphatase 18. The transcript has 3 exons. NCBI's taxonomy places the organism in Eukaryota, Metazoa, Arthropoda, Insecta, Neuroptera, Chrysopidae. The record is from RefSeq and is a predicted model, not a curated record. Gene Ontology annotation, biological process: protein dephosphorylation. Gene Ontology annotation, molecular function: protein tyrosine/serine/threonine phosphatase activity. The coding region runs from base 55 to 780 and encodes 241 amino acids. Gene Ontology annotation, cellular component: cytoplasm.